Messenger RNA from Trichoderma breve, 579 nucleotides. Its product is annotated as ARP2/3 complex ARPC3 (21 kDa) subunit domain-containing protein. Gene Ontology annotation, biological process: Arp2/3 complex-mediated actin nucleation; regulation of actin filament polymerization. The record is from RefSeq and is a predicted model, not a curated record. NCBI's taxonomy places the organism in Eukaryota, Fungi, Ascomycota, Sordariomycetes, Hypocreales, Hypocreaceae. Bases 1 to 579 code for a protein of 192 amino acids. Gene Ontology annotation, cellular component: Arp2/3 protein complex; cytoskeleton. Gene Ontology annotation, molecular function: actin filament binding. The transcript is spliced from 3 exons.
AUGCCGGCCUACAACUCCGACUUCAACUCCGACCCCAACCCCCCUCGCCUCAUCGGCAACUUCCCCCUCCUCCCCCUCCGCACAAAGACCCGCGGCCCAGCCUACGUCCUGCCCUUCCCGUCACCGCCGCUGCCCGCCCACGAGUCCCCCGAGAUCGAGAGCGAGAGCUACGACAUCCUCGACGAGGUCCUGCGCCUCUUCCGCGCAAACACCUUCUUCCGCAACUUUGAGAUCAAGGGCCCCGCUGACCGCCUGCUCGUCUACGGCAUCUGGUUCGUGAGCGACUGCCUGCAGAAGAUCAAGCCCAAUGCCUCUGCUCGCGAUGCCGCCAAGGAGGUCAACAACUUGGCGCUGGAUCUCAACUUUGCUAUUCCUGGAGACCCGGGAUUCCCUCUAAACCAGAUGUACGAACCCCCUCGAGACAGGCAGGACGCAGAGCAGCUUAAGCUGUACAUGGCGCAAGUCCGACAGGAGCUUGCAUCCCGGUUACUGGCCAGAGUGUACGAGGAGGAUGAAUCCAAGCCCAGCAAGUGGUGGCUGAGCUUCACGAAGAGAAAGUUCAUGAACAAGUCGUUGUAA